AUGGAGCACAUCAAACGCACGCGAGCGGGCAGCAAAACUUUCACCUUCCUGCUCGGAAUCAUCGUGACACUGCUCGCCUGCGUCAAGCUCGCGACGGGCUGCAACGAGAUGGUGUGCGCCAGCAUUGUUUCCAAGUGCAUGCUGACGCAGAGCUGUAAGUGCGACAUGAGGAGUUGCACCUGCUGCAAGGAGUGCGCGGAAUGCCUUAGCUAUCUGUACACCGAGUGCUGCAGCUGCCUGGAGAUGUGCCCGAAGCCGAACGAGACCUCCAACGAGUUGUCAAAGCAGUCGCACAUCGAAGACCUGGAGGGUUUCCCGAACCUGUACGACGUGAUCACGUCUGAGCAAGACGCACAGGGUCGCUGGAAGGUGAUCUCGUUUCCGAUCGACAUCGAUGCGGCUCUGUACGGGCCCAAGGCAGACGGUGGUACAAAAUAUAUUGUCCACUCAACCGAUAUGGAUCUGAAGCAAAAUUACGACGAUCCCAACAAGGUCACGGUGAACUGCACCGUUGCAUACCAAGCACAGUGCAUGUCCUGGAACAAGUGCAAGGAAAGCUGUCGAACGAUGGGGGCCAGCAGCUAUCGCUGGUUCCACGACGGUUGUUGCGAAUGUAUAGGCCAGUACUGCCUUAACUAUGGCAUCAAUGAGUCCCGGUGUCGCGAUUGCCCCGAAAACAAGGAGAACGAUCUGGAUGAUAUUUCCGACGAGGACGAGCUAGACUACGGAGACAGCAUGGGCCCGCUCGACAAUGCGGCGAUGGAGUCGUCCAACAUAUGA
This is a messenger RNA of Anopheles coustani, 780 nucleotides long. Its product is annotated as protein twisted gastrulation-like. The transcript has 3 exons. The record is from RefSeq and is a predicted model, not a curated record. Gene Ontology annotation, biological process: regulation of BMP signaling pathway. NCBI's taxonomy places the organism in Eukaryota, Metazoa, Arthropoda, Insecta, Diptera, Culicidae. The coding region runs from base 1 to 780 and encodes 259 amino acids.